AUGCUUACUUCCCGCUUUCGGGCGGGCUCCAAUGCCAGCACUCGAGAUGACGAUGGAUUCGAGGCGAAUGAGGAGGACGAGCAGACGUUCGAUCCCGCACAAGGAAGUGUACUCAUGCACAUCGUCAGCCAGCUCCGUCCCGGUGCCGACCUCAGCAGGGUGACGCUGCCCACUUUCAUCCUCGAACCACGCAGCAUGCUGGAACGCAUUACCAACUUCAUGUGCCAUCCAGAGAUGCUCCUGCCCAUCCCUAAGAUCGACGAUCCGGUUGAGAGGUUCGUCUCGGUGGUUAAGUUCUACCUUAGUGGUUGGCAUAUCCGUCCCCCUGGGGUAAAGAAGCCAUUGAACCCAAUCCUUGGCGAGAUAUACACCUGCUACUGGGACUUUCCUGAUAAUACCAGAGCUUACUACAUCUCGGAGCAGACGUCACAUCACCCUCCUAAGUCAAGCUACUUCUACAUGGCUCCCGACCAUCACAUUCGCGUAGACGGCACUCUCAAGCCCAGGAGCAAGUUUCUUGGCAAUUCGGCUGCCAGCUUGAUGGAAGGGAUCGCCAUCCUGACGCUAAUGAAUAGGGGCAAGGAUCCAGCUAAGGGGGAGCGAUAGAUGUUGUACGAGCUGGGCGACCACAGCUAUGUAAAGUGCCCGGAGAUUGGUCUCGUCGCAGACAUCGAGUUCAAGACCAAGGGCUGGAUCAGUGGUACGUACAAUGCCAUUUACGGCAAGAUCACUGAGGAGAAAACGGGCAACGUCCUGUACGAGAUUACCGGACACUGGAAUAAGGAGAUGUUCAUUGAGGAUAUGAGGACGCACACAAAGGAAAUGUUCUUCAACGGACUGAAGGCCACGCCAACUCCGCCCUUGACUCGGCCGCUGGAGGAACAGGAUGAAAGGGAAUCACAAAAGCUUUGGUACAAGACGGUACAGGCCAUCAAAGAGCAAGAUCAUGACACCGCAACCGAGGAAAAGACAAAAAUCGAGGAUAGGCAACGCGAAGAGGCGGCCAUGCGAGCGAAUGAAGGCAUUGAGUGGCACCCCAGGCUCUUCCGGAGAGUGAGAGGGGGUCCUGGUGGCUUGGAGGAGGGUGAAGAGGAUUUGGAGUGGAUCAUCAAUGCGCAAAUAGACGGCGAUACGGCCGAGAAGAAGGCCGCUCAGAUUAUGGCUAUCUACCCUGUCGUCAAGGGCCAGAAAUUCGACCCCAAGAUGGUGAUUCCCCCUAGGCGCUCCAAGAGCCAGUCCAAGCAUGAGAAUCACGCAAGCGAUCUGAUCGACGCUGAUAUUACUUUCGGGGAGAAUUUGGCCAAGGCAAACACUGACAAGCAAGGGCCGUUGGAUGACUUCCAAGACCUCAAGAAGGACCUUCCCGCCAGAAACCAGCACAAGAAAGCCGACGACAAUGACUCACACGACGAGGACGAUUUUCACGAUGCGCACGAGGGUUAG
Thermochaetoides thermophila DSM 1495 is the source of this 1443-nucleotide messenger RNA. The record is from the annotation of a RefSeq genome assembly. Lineage: Eukaryota; Fungi; Ascomycota; Sordariomycetes; Sordariales; Chaetomiaceae.